ACACAGCGAGUGAACACUGUCGUACUACCUCGUAACUAGCCGCGACGCGACUGCAACUUAACAAAAAUGACCAAUAACAGGACAUUAUUGAGUAGUCACUAGUAAUAAUAGACAGAGUUGUUUCAAUGGAACAGAAUGGCAAGAUGUCUGACGAGGAUGCGAGGGACGAGGAUGAGUCGCCUGCAAAGCAGCUUCGCACAAUGAGGGGGAUUUGUAAAAAUAAAUUGAUAGUCGAUAACAUGGAGUCAAAUACAGCCGGUGGGAGUACAGCUGACGACGGACAAACCUCCGAAACUACCGCCAGACCAAGACAUGACUCGCUGAGAAGGAACAGACCGCCCUUCCCCUGGUUUGGGAUGGAUAUUGGUGGCACGCUGGUAAAGUUGGUGUACUUCGAGCCCAAGGACAUAACGGCAGCGGAGGAGCAGGAGGAGGUGGAGAACCUGAAGAGCAUCCGCCGCUACCUCACCUCCAACACGGCCUACGGCAAGACCGGGGUCCGGGACGUCCACCUGGAGCUGGCGGAGCUGUCGCUGUGCGGCCGUACGGGGAGCCUCCACUUCAUCCGCUUCCCCACGCUGGACCUGCCCGCCUUCCUGCAGAUGGUCCGCAACAAGCACUUCUCCAGCCUGCACACCGCCCUCUGUGCCACGGGCGGGGGGGCCUACAAGUUUGAGUCUGACUUCCGCACGAUGGCCGAUCUGCAGCUUCGCAAGCUGGAUGAGCUGGACUGUCUGGUUCGGGGGGUGCUGUACAUCGACUCGGCCGUGUCCCGAGGCCCUUCCGAGUGCUACUACUAUGAGAACCCUACGGACCCAGAGCGCUGUGCCCAGAGACCCUACGCCCUGGAGAACCCCUACCCCCUGCUGCUGGUCAACAUAGGCUCAGGGGUCAGCAUCCUGGCCGUCUACUCAGAGAACAACUACAAACGCGUCACGGGGACCAGCCUGGGGGGAGGGACGUUCCUGGGGCUGUGCUGCUUGCUGACAGGCUGCUCCAGCUUUGAGGAGGCCCUGCACAUGGCCUCCCAGGGGGAGAGCACGCGUGUGGACAAGCUGGUCCGGGACAUCUACGGGGGCGACUACGAGAGGUUCGGCCUCCCUGGCUUUGCCGUGGCCUCCAGUUUUGGCAACAUGAUGUCUAAAGACAAACGGGAGUCUGUCUCCAAGGAGGAUCUGGCCCGAGCGACCUUGGUGACCAUCACCAACAACAUUGGCUCCAUCACCAGGAUGUGUGCUUUAAACGAGAACAUUGAGAGGGUGGUGUUUGUUGGGAACUUCCUGAGGGUGAACACCCUGUCUAUGAAGCUCCUGGCCUACGCCAUGGACUACUGGUCCAAAGGCCAGCUAAAGGCUUUGUUCCUCAGGCACGAGGGUUACUUCGGAGCAGUUGGAGCUCUUCUGGAACUUCUGAACCCUUCAUGAAUGUUCUGGAAGGUCGACUGUCCAGAGGACCACUGAAGCACUGAUGACUAUGCUCUGAAUCAGUCACACACUGUGAAUGUCAUGCACAGCUGUACUGUAGGAGAGUCAAACAAGUCUGCACAUUUUUAGAAAUGCAUAUUUUUCUUUAUCUUCAAGAUGUCUCACCAGUGUGUCCUUAAAUGCUGUAUUUCUUAAAGAUUUAAUACUAUACACAGGUCAGAGAACUGAGUAUUUAGAGGACUGGUCAAGGUCUCCAAAUCGGUUUCAAGGAGCUUUAAAUUCAAACUGCUGUCCAUACUGAUGAGAGCAGAUCUGAUGCUUUUGAGCAUUAUACCAGUAUUGUUCUUUUGAAAACUCAUUUCUUUAUAUCCAUGACCUUUACAUUUACCAAACUGUUGAUGUUUUAUGAAUUUAUUAUGUUUUGUGUUGAGGAUAUCCAUUGUUCAUGAGUGGUAAAUGUCCAUUUUGUUUGUGUAGCGUAUAUGUAAGGUAUUCAGAAAUGCUGCAGUCAUCAGAACGUGGUUUGGGAGGUUCAGUUCAAAGGAAUAUCGUAUACAUGUGUAUCUAUAUCAUCAUCCAUCCUUUAAAAACCCUUUUGCAUGUCAGGCUCAUUCUAAAUUCUGUGAACCUCUACUCCAUUUGGGUUUAACACAGUCUCUGUUUGUUCCAUGGUUUUACUUAUCAUAAUUGUCUUAUUGGAAUUCAAUAGGGAGCAUGCAAUACAAAACACCUACACAUUUAUAAUUUUGUUUAAUUGUCAGAUUGAAAACCGAAGUUGGUUAUACAGAACUGUGAGGUCGUACAUUUGUGUUUUGAUGCAAGCGAGUCUUAUUUAGAGUCGGUGUGAACUUCCGGGUUCUGUCUUUUGUCUGUCUGUUGGUAGCAGAGUUGAAAGCCACUGAUCCGUUCUUAAGGCAAGACAAAGUGCCUGUAAUGAUUUACAGCGUAGGUGACAAUCAAGAGAUGCUUCUGACGGCAUAUUUCUUAGGCCUACUUCAGAGUGCCCUCUGGUGGGCUGGUAUGUGUAGAGCAAGACAUAAUGUACUUUUGUCACAAUGUUUUUAAUUGAUUUUGUAUUGGUAAUAAAUUAUUUUGAUAAUCCA
This is a messenger RNA of Hypomesus transpacificus, 2527 nucleotides long. It is a transcript of the gene pank2, whose product is annotated as pantothenate kinase 2. Gene Ontology annotation, cellular component: nucleus; cytosol. The record is from RefSeq and is a predicted model, not a curated record. Bases 126 to 1424 code for a protein of 432 amino acids. The transcript has 7 exons. Gene Ontology annotation, biological process: coenzyme A biosynthetic process. Gene Ontology annotation, molecular function: pantothenate kinase activity; ATP binding. Lineage: Eukaryota; Metazoa; Chordata; Actinopteri; Osmeriformes; Osmeridae.